GGCCGAACGUGUCCUGGGCUGCAUCCAGAGUGGCGUGGCCAUCGCUAAGGGAGGGAUUCUCUCCCUUUAUUCCUCUCUUGUGAGACCUCAUCUCGGGUAUCGUGUCCAGUUCUGGAAUCCUCAGCACAAGAAGGACAUGGAGCUGUUGCAGCGGGUCCAGAGGAGGCUGCAAGGAUGAUCAGAGGGCUGGAGCACCUCCCAUACGAGGACAGGCUGAGAGAGUUGGGGCUGUUCAGCCUGGAGAAGAGGAGGCUCCGAGGGGACCUUAUAGCGACCUUCCAGUGCCGAAAGGGGCUACGGGAAAGCUGGGGUGGAACAGUUUACAAAGGUUUUAGUAGCUGAAGGAAAAUGAUGGAAGAGAGUGGAAUAGAGACGACUCCACCUGGCACACCCCCACCAAGCACAACAGGGGUGGUGACUGCUGCUGCUACACCUGUCUCAUUAGCUUUGUCCAGUCCUCUUGCUGUACCAAGCAUGCCAUCUUCUCCUGCAUACUCUCCACCCUUACCAGCUGGAGUGUCUCCACUUCCUCCUCCCAUGAUGACUUCAGCUUCUGUUCCACUUGUGCCUUCUGCAACGGUUUCUACUAUUGCACCUCCUCUAACUCCUGCCCCACCUCCUGCCCCUUCAGCUUUCACCACCUCCAUGUCCCAUUUCUCUACACCUCCUCCACUAAGCUCUACUACUGGCCCUGGUCUUCCUGCACCUCCCACUGGUCCCCCCAUUUCAGGAUUUUCUGUGUCUUCAACCUAUGACAUUACCAGAGGUCAUGCUGGUCGAGCACCACAGAGCCCACUAAUGCCAUCAUUUUCUGCGCCACCAGUCACAGGUGUUUUGGCAGAUCCUAUUACUCAACAAGCAACUUUCUCAUCACCUUUGGCUCCUGCAACUGGUUCUGCAAUCACUUUUCCUGAGGAGCAUGAAGACCCCAGAGUAUCUACUGCCCAACGCGGAGGACCUGCAGGAGGACUUUGGGGGUUUAUAAAGGGUGUAGCUGAGAAUCCCAUGGUGAAAUCUGUUCUUGAUAAAACCAAACAUUCAGUAGAGACCAUGAUCACUACGCUGGAUCCUGGCAUGGUUCCAUAUAUCAAAACUGGAGGAGAACUGGACAUAGUGGUUACUUCCAAUAAAGAGGUAAAAGUUGCAGCAAUUCGAGAUGCCUUUCAAGAAGUUUUUGGAAUGGCUGUUGUUACUGGAGAGGCUGCACAGUCUAACAUCGCACCCCAGCCUGUGGGCUAUGCUGCAGGUUUAAAAGGAGCCCAAGAAAGGAUAGACAGCUUGCGUCGGACUGGAGUAAUACAUGAAAAGCAGCCUGCUGUAUCAGUAGAAAACUUCAUUGAGGAGUUGCUUCCCGACAAAUGGUUUGACAUUGGAUGUCUGAUUAUUGAGGAUCCAGUUCAUGGAAUUCAUCUGGAAGCUUUUACCCAAGCAACACCAGUGCCUUUGCAGUACGUUCAGCAGGCUAAGAGUCUCACUCCUCAAGACUACAGUCUGAGAUGGUCAGGCCUGCUGGUAACUGUGGGCGAAGUGCUUGAGAAGAGCAUACUGAACGUCAACAGGACUGAUUGGCACGUAGUGUUCACUGGCAUGUCCCGUCGGCAGAUGAUCUACAGUGCAGCUAAGGCUCUAGCAGGAAUGUACAAACACCACUUACCACCCAGGACCGUGUGAAGGAAGGCUGAUCCAUGACACUAAGGAAUACUGGUUUUGAUUCUGGAAUUGAAAUGAAAGCUGCAUAUUCUAAUUCUCAGUGGAUACGUCACAGAUUCGUAAUCUAACUGUAAACUGUAUUUUACUUUUUAAGAAGUGAAGGUAAUUUCCAAUAGUGGAAAUAACCAAUUGCAAUUUUAACUACUAUAUGAUUUCAGUAUCAUUCACAAAACAGGAAAUAAGAAGAAAUGUAUAUUUAUAACUGGGAUAAACAGCAUUACAGUUUGUAAAGUGCAAUGUGCAAUUGUUACUUGACACCUUACUUAACGUUUGCUGAGAUAUUUUAGUUACUAUACUUUUUAAAAGAUGGGGAUCAUUGCUCAGCUAUUUCUAUUAUAUUAGUACUAAAAACAUGUUGACAAGAAAACAUGUAUGUUAUAUAUGCAUUUCAGUCCACAGAGACUACCUUCUCUGCAUUAGAUAUUUUCUUGGGGCCUGUGCGUAAAUGAUACCUAAUCUCAUACAGGUUUGGUGUCUGUAUAUAACAUCUCAGGAGUGAGUGCUGAGUAGUUUUACAACAUAAAACAGUGAGCUGCUGAAGAAGAGCACAAAUUUAUGCCCCGUUAGAUGAAGUUGUUGCUAAAUAAUUUUGUAAUCUCAUUAUCUGUGCUGUGUCUUUUUUUUCUUUUUAAGUAAUAGUCAUGAAAUUCCUGUCCAAUUAAAAUGCUAGACAAAUUUCGUGUAGCUUCAGUGGUUUUUAGAGUAGGUACUGCAUACACGUGAAAUUGUCGCAGCAGUUUCAACAACAUAAUUUACUCCAGUGCUUCCAAACUUCAUAGCUCAUAGGGAAUUACGUGAUUUCUUCUGUCCAGUUAUGGUUGUCAGCAAUUUGAUAAGGAAAUUUGUGAGAUGUGUAUCACUUGCUUUGCUGUUCUGGGUUUCCUAAACAUUUUUAAGUCUUAAAGCAUUCUUGAUGUCAUGAGCUCACUGUUUCUCAUAUAAGUCUUCAGUAUUGUCUGUUUGGGUUUUUUUCAUGGCUAUAAAUGUCCUCUAUCCAUGCUCACACAGUCUUCAAUCUUUAUUUAGAAAUAUGGAAGUAAUUGUGAAGAAAAUAUUUUGGUAAUAAUAGGGUUGUUUUUUUCAGGAAAUGUGGAAUAAACAAAUACUUUUUGUUUGCCUUAAAGAAGUUUUUUAGCUUAUAUUGCUCUGCCUUUACCUUUCUUAGAUGCUUUCAAAGCACAUUUUUAUAUACAAUAUGCUGUUAAGCCAUCUCAUAUUUGUACCCAGCGAAAGCCUGUCUAUUUCUGAAUAAUAUAGUUUGCCGUAAUUGGCUUACUUUGUAAAUCAGUUGAAUAAAUGUUUUUCCUAGAGGAUUGUAUCUAUUCUGAAGGUUUAUUUUUUUACAUAACUGAUGAACAUCUGAUUAUUGAAAUUAUAUUUACACAGUCAUGUUAUAAAUUUGGCACAUACUUAAAUGCCUGUCUUGCCUGAAAAAAUCCAAAACAAACGGAACCUGAGUCUUGCAGUCUGAGGUCUCUGGCUGGAAACUCUUCUUUCUAUUAUCAACUAAAAGGGUGGUACAGGAACUUCUGCUUGUCAUUGUCAGUGUAUUACAUAGCCUCUGCUUACAGCAACCUCCAUGAUGCAAAGGAAGAGGACAUGAAAUCAUCGGUAGGUUUAUGUACCCUGGAAUGAAUUAAAAUUGAAACUGAAGAAUAAUAUCCAUUGUCUUUCUCCCUUUCCUGGCCUUGGCCUUCACUGUUUUUCAGAGGUGAUAAGAGUGAAGGCAGAAGGCAGCUUCUCAUCUUGCACCGCUUGGUUCAUUGUGGUGGCAUUGGCCCAACAUUCCAGCAAUCUUAUGAGGCUGAUGAUGUGGCUGACUUUAAGGCUGCCCUGCCUUGCUUUAGAGAAUUUUUAGGUCUCUGUUCUGUAGAAAUUAUAUUCUUUAUACCAAAAUGAGAGCGACUGCCCGCUGCGCUCUCUGUACUUUCUUCUCACAGUUGGGUGCUGGGAUAUGAUGUGGUCAAGUGA
Molecule: messenger RNA, 3681 nt
Organism: Cuculus canorus (common cuckoo)
Lineage: Eukaryota; Metazoa; Chordata; Aves; Cuculiformes; Cuculidae
Gene: PRRC1
Product: proline rich coiled-coil 1
Exons: 9
Coding region: 349-1671 (440 amino acids)
Biological process (GO): activation of protein kinase A activity
Cellular component (GO): cytoplasm
Molecular function (GO): protein kinase A regulatory subunit binding
Source: RefSeq, a predicted model, not a curated record